This is a messenger RNA of Cololabis saira (Pacific saury), 5433 nucleotides long. It is a transcript of the gene sh3rf1, whose product is annotated as SH3 domain containing ring finger 1. The transcript is spliced from 12 exons. Bases 552 to 3131 code for a protein of 859 amino acids. NCBI's taxonomy places the organism in Eukaryota, Metazoa, Chordata, Actinopteri, Beloniformes, Belonidae. Gene Ontology annotation, molecular function: protein binding. The record is from RefSeq and is a predicted model, not a curated record.
UUCUACUCCAUGGCCCUGAUACUCUUCCGUAAAUUUGAACUGCUAAACACAUGAAUUUAAUCUGCUUUGUUAGUGUUGUCAGGGCAUUGUCAGUUCCCUGAAUUCCGAGCGGCCGUGAACGCCGCCCCCCGCCCGCUGCAGCAGCAGUCCGGCAGCAGCAGCUCAGUGUUAGCAUGGCGCGCAGUGCGGCGGCUCCUUGUCUCGCUUCUGGAGGUUUUCUGUGCUUGGCUUUACUAAAGUGUUGACAGAGACUUGUUUAUCCUAGAAGUACCCGAAACAAACAAAAAAAACAACAACUCGGCAAGACGACAGCACUUGUAAGCGUGAUAGUGUAGUAAAAGUGAGUGUAGUUUGUGUGUGUCGCUAAGUGAACGCUAGCCGGAGAGACAGCAGGGUUUACGGACCAGAGGAGCGUCCUGUCCUGCAGGAGCUGAUGCAAAUGCCAUGGCAAUAACCGAGGCAUGGGAGUGACAUGACGGUGCCUGACCUGCUCCUGAACACAGACCCUAUCAAAAAUCAUGCUUUUCUGAAAUAGAGGCAGCACAUAGAGAAUGGACGAGUCAGUAUUGCUGGAUUUGCUUGAGUGCCCUGUUUGUCUGGAGCGACUCGAUGCCUCUGCAAAGGUUCUUCCCUGUCAGCACACCUUCUGCCGCCGAUGUCUCCAAGGCAUCCUAGGCUCCCGCGGGGAGCUGCGCUGUCCAGAGUGCCGGACGCUGGUGGAGUGUGCGGUGGAUGAACUACCGAGCAACAUCCUCCUGGUGCGUCUGUUGGAUGGCAUCAAGCAGAGGCCGAGGAGGACCGGCUCUGGGGCUGGAGCUUGCACCAACGGUACAUCUGGAGCGGUGGCGAGAGCGCAUGGAAGUGGGACGCGGGAGCAGAUCCCUCCAGGGGCACAACCCCAGCGGGCUCAGGCCAAGAGCACCAUUGUCAGGGGCGUACCGCAGCUGCCUUGUGCCAAGGCACUGUAUAACUAUGACGGGAAGGAACCAGGAGACCUCAAAUUCACUAAGGGGGACAUCAUCAUCCUGCGCCGACAAGUGGAUGAGAACUGGUACCACGGAGAGAUGGGGGGAGUCCAUGGCUUUUUCCCCACCAACUUUGUCCAGGUCAUCAAGCCGUUGCCGCAGCCGCCCCCUCAGUGCAAAGCUCUCUAUGACUUUGAGCUGAAAGACAAAGAGGCCGACAAGGACUGUCUGCCCUUCUCCAAGGAUGACGUCUUGACUGUGAUCCGCAGAGUAGAUGAAAACUGGGCAGAGGGAAUGCUGGGAGAUAAAAUAGGGAUUUUUCCCAUCUCAUAUGUGGAGUUCAACUCGGCAGCACGUCAGCUUAUAGAAUUAGACAAGCCAUCAGACUCCAGCGGAGACUCUGGCGAGGGGGCCUCCUUGGGGCCCCAGAGCAAUGGUGCCCAGCGGGCAGGGGAGAAGAAGAACAGCAAGAAACGACAUUCCUUUACCUCACUUACUAUGUCCCACAAACCUAUGCUAGCUCCCCCCCCCCAACGCCACUCCAUGGAGAUUAGCGGGCCGGUCCUCAUUAGCUCCAGCAACCCCACAGCAGCGGCUCGGAUUGGAGAGAUCAGUGGGGGUCUUUCCUGCAGCGCACCUUCACAGGUACAUAUUUGCACAACUGGACUAAUUGUGACCCCACCCCCUAGUAGUCCUGUUACCACAGCAACAGUCUUCACGUUUCCUUCAGAGACAAGCUACACCACCCUUCCUUUGGACGUUCUGCCGCCGCCCCCACCUCCUCCCCCGCAGUCCUCUGUCAGCGGGGCGGCAUAUCCACUCGCCGCCGGACAGAGACCCUCCCCCAGCAUAAGCGACCAAAGUGGGAGACAAAGACCCACAGUGUAUGUGGCAAUGUUCCAGUAUACUCCUCGUAAGGAGGAUGAGCUGGAGCUCAGGAAAGGAGAGAUGUUCCUGGUGCUGGAACGCUGUCAGGACGGCUGGUUCAAGGGCACGUCUAUGCACACAGGCAAGAUCGGUGUCUUUCCUGGAAACUACAUGAGCCCGGUCAGCAGGACGGUGUCUGGAAGCAGCAAAGUUCCCAUGAGUCUCUGUUCUCAGGCCGGUAGAGGAGUCACCAUCGUCAGCCCUUCCUCUGCUCCCCUCUGUGCUGUUGUCCCAGGCUCUGAUUUCAACAAACCCCUGGCUGUCUGCUCCAGCGCUGGACCUGCCAGCUCCCAGCCUGCAGCUGUGGUAACAGCAGCUCAGACAGCCACAGGCCAGCAGCCAAAAGUCCCGUUGCAUGUCAGCUCCCAAAUGACUGUAAAUCAGGCUCGCAGUGCAGUCAGGACAGCUGCGUGCCACAGUCAGGACAGGCCCACAGCAGCAGUGACCCCUAUCCAGUCUGCAGCACCUGUCGCCUAUCUCCCACACCUUGCAGUGUGCUCACAGCCUUCCUUCAGUCCUGCUCAAGGCUGCUCCCGGUUGGGAGUGGCAAUGGGCUGUGCUGCGUCCUCUCUGACCCCCCCCAAUGUGAGUGCUGCUUCCCUGGACGGCGAUGCUCUGAGACCUGUGCCUGUCCUCGCUGUGCCUGUUGGCUCCGGGAGCAACGCCGCCCUCAAUCCCCCUUUCAACGGUGCAGCCCCGGGCUGCCGGCUGGACAAGGAUGUCAAGAGAGAAAAGAAAAGUCUUCUGAAGCUUUUGUCCUCCAACAAGAAGAAGUCUCGUCCUUCACCCCCCUCCUCGCCUACGCUUGAGGCAGAACAACCUGCUGCUGGAGAGGUGCUGCACGGUGCCGUGGGCCCCGACACAUCCCCUCCCUCUGGCCCAGUCAGCUGCUUUGAGCUGGAAACUGCUGCUGCUGCUGCAUCGUCGUCCUCCUCCUCCUCAGCCCCAGAGUCCUCCCUGCGGAAGAGCAGUCCCCUGGAUGGCUGUGCUCCCAUCGCUCCACCUCCUCGCCAGCCCUGCUCCUCUCUUGUAUCUCAACAGCAAGACGCGCGUCCCAUCCUAUGUGAAAGGUACAGGGUGGUGGUGUCAUAUCCUCCGCAGAGCGAGGCUGAGCUGGAACUUAAGGAGGGCGACAUUGUGUUUGUCCACCGGAAGAGAGAGGACGGCUGGUUCAAAGGCACGCUGCAGCGGAACGGCAGGACCGGCCUGUUCCCUGGCAGCUUCGUCGACAGCAUCUAAUACACACACUAUAGUGAACAAAGCUUUGCCAUGACCUUGUUUGACCGCUGCUUGUCAAUGGCUGGGACCAGACCAUCAUGCUGACACUUUAUGUCCUCGAAAAGAGCGCUAGAGGCACAUCAGAAGGAGCUGAAGAGAAAAACUUUAGAUAUAUUAAAGUGCAGUGGACAGAGUUAGAGGAGAGCAUCGUACUCAUGAACUUGAUUUUUGUUUUUCCGAUUAUUUAUGUCUUUGUAACAAUUCAGCUGUCAAAUGUGUGCCUUGUACUGUUCCCCACUUUAUUGUACAUAAGGAUGCAGAUAUAAUUAGUCCUUAAAAGAAACGGUAUCAUCUGUUAAUUGGUAUGUUACACAUUUUAACUUAUUUCAUAUUGUCUUUUUGUCGUGCCACACAAUAAGGGGGUAAGUACAGCACAUGCCUUAUGCUAUAAACGACCACAUUAGUGAUACUUUUCUCUACUAGACUGCUGAAAAAAGUCUCAUCGUAAUUUCAAGCUGUCAGCAUGCAGGGGACGGUACAGAUAAAUCACUAGUACUGCAUAGUGAGGAAACUUUCCCUGCUGCAAAGGCAUUACCUGAACCACAGAUAUAUUGCACAUUCAAAUACUCAAGUAGCUGCAGUUCACAGCCUUGUGGGUGGUGCACAUGACUAAAUAUUGAAGUGUGACAUUCAGAUUUUUUUUAUCUCAAGGUGUGGUUGAGGGCUGUUGCCUGCAGCGAUCAAAUAUUUGCAUGUGAUAAGCAAAGCCAUCUCCAGCAACAGUGGUGAUGGACGGGUGGCUGGACUGUUUGUAAUUUUCUAAAAAAAACACACUCCAAAAUGGACUUUGCAGUCAAAUGUUGCGUGACUUGUACCUUGUUUAUAUUUACUGACCAGAGUAGCUGCUCUCCUAACCCCUUGGCAACAGCCAAACCCAGACAGAGCUCUGCAACACUAGAGCCACAUAACCUUUCAGUAUCGGUGUAUAUUUAUGUUUUAGACAUUUCACAGAAGCCCACAACCUGCUGCUCGCAGAGUUGGCGGCUCAUGACUAACCUCACUCGGUACACUCUUCAGUGGGCUCGGUUUUUGGACAUUACAGCUCAUUUCCGAAUGUGACCUUUGGCAAUAAAACACACUGCGAACUAAAGCACAGAAUGUUUGCCUAAAGUAGCAUUUUAAUGUGUCUUUCCACAGGAAGAGAUGUGCUGUGUACUUAAAUCUCAAAUUUUAUUGAAAUCAUUCACUUUGAGCCCUUAAUUUUGUUUUUUAUUUUGUGGUUAUCUGUUAAACAUUGUACGUACUUGAAUUACUUUAAGAUUUGUUUAUGAUUUGAGGGGUUUUGGUCAUGUAUUUGAACGUUUUCGCAGUUAUAAAUUGACUACUUUGGAAAAUGGGAAAUAUGUUGUAAAACUAAUAGACGACAAUAAGUAGUCUCUAUUUUUCAAAAAGGCUUUUGCAAAACUAAGACCAUCCUUCAGAACAAUAUUAGACAUUGUUAUAGAGUGGCGCACUGCCUCCGUGGACGAUCAGCAGCUAAAGUUAUGACGUUUUGUCUGAGGCGUAUGUUGUCUGAUGUCCAGUAUGGUCAUGGCAGUUAUUGGCGUUCGCUAAAUUUGACUUUCAGAAUUGUGAUUCAGAUGUUUCUUUUUUCCCAUUUGUCUUCUUUUUUUUUUGUUUGAGCUGUUCAUUGAGGGGACCACUGUGUAACUGACUGCUGGAAGAUGUAAUAAUUUGUUUUGGAGAUUUGGAGAGGUUGUGGAAAAGGAUGGUACAAAUCACUGUUAGUCUUUUUGUUUUGUUUUGUUUUUUGUUUUUUCCUGAAUUGAUUUAUCCUGAUGUUGCAUCGAUGUCUUGGCAAUCACCAGACCAACCUCAAGCCUUCUGCUAAAACUCUUCCUGUCGAGUGUCUUCAUUUCACUAGUAAGCCUUGUAACACAUACACACCAGACUUGCAGCCUUUCAUGCUGACACGUGCACUCACCAUUGCUAAUCUUACUGACAUCUCAUCCAUAUUUUUCUUGAAUAGGCUGCACGAACGCAGAACAUUUCUUGAAAUACGUAUGACUUUAUUCUCAUUCACCAGAACGUACGGCAGCUUAAGUUUGCUCGGUUCGUCUUAACAGUUUCCAUAUGCCAAGGUGUCUUACUUGAUUCUUUUUUUUUUUUCCUUUAGUUUGUAGUUGGUUUGUUUUACAUCGGAGAAUAGUGAAACUGAAUUUUAACUAUUUGGCACACGUGAAAAAUAUUCUGAAACAAUUGAGGGAAUUGCACAUUUUGUAAAAUAAAAUAAAAAAAAAAUUAGAACAAUAAAAGCAAAUGG